GAUGGUAAUUUUGAAGAAAUUUUAGAAAAAACUUUUAAAGUUAUCAGUGAUAUAAAUAUUAUGCCAACUACACCAUUACUACAAACUGAAGAAAAUAUUGUUAUAUAUUUUUCAGCCUUUUGA
Messenger RNA from Diversispora eburnea, 123 nucleotides. The record is from the annotation of a GenBank genome assembly. Lineage: Eukaryota; Fungi; Glomeromycota; Glomeromycetes; Diversisporales; Diversisporaceae.